Molecule: messenger RNA, 732 nt
Organism: Sordaria macrospora k-hell
Lineage: Eukaryota; Fungi; Ascomycota; Sordariomycetes; Sordariales; Sordariaceae
Biological process (GO): carbohydrate metabolic process
Molecular function (GO): hydrolase activity, hydrolyzing O-glycosyl compounds
Source: RefSeq, a predicted model, not a curated record
AUGUUGUUUCCUUUCUUCGCAGCCGCAUUGCUUUUCUCAACUUGGGGUGCACUCGCAGCCCCAACCCAGCCCCAUUCGCAGCUCUCCCGCCGCAGUGGCAUCGCCCUACCACCAGGCUACUCCCACAUCAUUUUCCAAGACGACUUCUCCCUCCUCCCUCCCGGGUCCCAACCCUCGCCCUCCAAAUGGAUCAUCGCCACGGGAACUUCCUACCCCAACGGCCCCGCCAACUGGGGCACCAACGAGAUACAAACCUACACCAAGGCACUCUCCAACAUCAACAUUACCUCUUCGGGGACUUUACUCAUCACUCCUUUGCGCGUCAGCGGCAGCGGAAGCGGUAGCGGCAAUGUUCUCGAUUCCUCCUCAUCCACCUCCUCUUCCUCCUCCUCCGCCGCCGCCGCCGCCGCCGCUGCCCCGGACAACGGCAAAGAUAACUGGACAUCAGCCCGCAUCGAAACCGUCGCCGACCACAUCGCCUGUCCACCCGGCGGCAAGCUGCUCAUGUCCGCCUCUCUCAAAUUCGGCUCUGCCCCUUCCCCGUCACAAAUGGGCAUCUGGCCGUCCUUCUGGGCUCUGGGAUCCGAGUUCCGACGUUCCGGCAAGUUCGACCAGUGGCCGGCAGCGGGGGAGAUCGACAUAGCCGAGAGCACCAACGGGUCACCGGACGUGUGGCGUCUUUGCACUGCGGGACCGCCCCCGGCGGGCCGUGCAACGAGUUUUCUGGGCUGA